UUUUGACGUUUUGUGAUAUUGAGUUUUGUGUUUUGUUGCUUUCGAGCUAUUUUAAUUAAUUAAAUCCAAUUCAAAACAAAUCCCACUUCACAAAUUUAAAUUUCGUUAUUACCUACCUGUGAACCUCUACUUGUAAUUUAAUAGGUCCCAGUUUGUUUUAUUUUCACUUCGGAUUACUCAACUUCUAUUGAUUUGUUAUCAUAACAUUGUUAUAAAAAUGAAUUAUGAAGCGAAUAGGCUCAAUACGUUUUCUAAUUGGCCAUCGUCGGCUGUAGUGGAUCCUAUAAGGAUAGCAAAAGCCGGUUUCUUCUAUACUGGGCAAGGUGUGGAGGUGCAAUGCUUCAGUUGCGGUGGGAAGAUAUCUGAGUGGAACUACGGAGACCAGGCGAUGGGCCGGCACCGGAGGCUUGACCCUGACUGCCCCUUCGUGGUGGACCCUCAGGCCUCGGGCAACGUCGCCCUGGUGCUGGACCAGAGGUGCCCGGAGCCCACCUCGUCCAGAGAGCGUCCCAGUAAUCCUUUAAGUCCUAUGGACAUAGUCCAUGAUUACGGAGUAACGGAAGAAGAUGAGAUGUACAAGUGUGAUGCACUGCGGCUCCUCUCUUUUGUGAAUUGGGAUGAUAGUUCAGUGUCCCGUGAGGCGCUGGUCCGUGCGGGGUUCUACCACGCAGGUGGCGGCCGGCUGCGCUGUGCGUGGUGCGGAGGAGAGCUAGCCAGCAUGAGGCGGCUCGGGGCACUGGGGGACCCCCUUGAUGUUCAUUUGAGGUACUUCCCCGGCUGUUCGCACGCGGACCGUCUGUCCGCGGAGGACGCGGCGGCGCGCGCGCGCCCCAUGACGCCGCCGCCGCUGGUGCCGCCGCGCCCGCGCCGCUCCGCCGAGGAGACGGAGUCCGACGACCCUAACUCGCCCACGUAUAGGAAUAAGCAGCCGCAGUCGGAAGGAGCCAUCCACAACCAGCGAGUCCUAUCAGGCAGCGGCACCUGGCGGUCACUAGGCGUGGUGGGCGGCGCGGGCGGCGCAAGGCACCCCAACAAGGGGUCUAUAGCGUCGCGCCUGGCGACCUAUACCACGUGGCCGGUUGAUCGCACGCAGACUCCGCAGGACAUGGCUGAGGCGGGCUUCUUUUAUACUGGGGCUGAGGAUCAGGUCCGCUGCUUCUACUGCGACGGCGGGCUGGGCAAGUGGGAGGCGGGCGACGCGCCGUGGCGGGAGCACGCGCGCUGGUUCCCGCACUGCGGCUUCCUCGUGCUGGUGAAGGGGCAGGACUUCGUGAACAGCUGCAAGGUCAAGCAGAGCAGUAAGAGUAUUCCGUCAGACUCAGUGAUGAGUGCUCGCCGUGUUACGGGACAGUCGGGCGGCCACAGCGUCACUGAGAGUCAGAUAGCGGAACAGAUGGAGAGUGCGAUAGCGAGCGCGGCGCUGGGCGCGGGGCUGGACGCGGCCCGCGUGCGCCGCGCCAUCGUGCGCCGCCUUAGGUACAGCGGAAUCCCGUUCACUUCAUCGGAAGCGCUAAUAGACGCGGUUUUGGAUGAACAACUGAACGAGGAGGCCUGGAGCGUGACCCCGCCCGCGACAUUGUACGCGAGGGAGUUACUCAUUGAUACCAUCCGACGGUAUAAUACUAGCUCGCAACCCUCCUGGGAGUCCCGGCCACACAGCCGUGCGUCCCCCCCCGCCAGCCCGAGGUCACUGACCCCGGAGCGUCGCCCCCGCGCGCCCUCGCCCCGCGCCGCGCCUUCCUCUGUCGACGGACGAGCCGCCAACAGUUUGGCAGCUAAUAUAAACUCGACAUCAGUUCAGCCGGACGGCGCGAGCAGUCCGUCUCCGGAAGCGAAGCCAGUCUCGCUAGAAGAAGAGAAUCGACAGUUGCGCGAGGCAAGACUGUGUAAAGUGUGCAUGGAUGACGAGGUGAGCGUGGUGUUCCUGCCGUGCGGGCACCUGGUGUCGUGCGCGGCGUGCGGCGCGGGGCUCGGCGCGUGCCCGCUGUGCCGCGGCAAGGUGCACGCGCUCGUGCGCGCCUACCUCGCGUGACCGGUUUGCCCGUUAUCACAUCUGAAGUCAUCACCGCUCUGCUACGGCGCCCCAAUCUUACGUGUCUACUAUAUUGUUACUAUCCAUGUUACCUAUCACUCGUUAGAUCUAGCAUUGUGUUCUGAUUAUAUUUUAUUCUUAUCCCGUUACUAAUAUACAUGGUUUAACGUUAAAGUGGCUAACUUUGCUCUGUUUGGUAUUGUUUUGGCUUUGGAAUUUUGGAUAUUUUGGAACUAUGAGACGACUCGAAGUAGCUUAUCCAACGUUAUGCCAUGUUUAUUGAUGCAAGGGAUCUUGAAUACUCCAAUUUAAUAAACUUGGCAUGUAGGUAAUUGAAUAAAUAAUAUUUAUGUGUAAGAAAGUUUAGAUCAAAGUUUUAAAAUCAUGCUUUGCCAAAUCUAUUAAAUUGUCUGUUUCGUGUUGGACAGAUAAUGUUAUAAGUAGUUAACAAAGUACCAUAUCGAAUAUUAUUAUUAAUAUAGUUUUCUAUACAGAGUGGAAUUUUUUAAGUUAAAUUACCGAUGACAGAUGACAAGUUCAAUUCCAGUGUUGGUACCAUAAUUAAUGUCGAUGUCGAUGGCGCGUCCAUUGAAAUGUCCUUCCGAAGAUCAUUGAUAAAAUGUCACCUUGUAUGAGUGAACACAACUGUUGCUCGCAAAUCUAAAAAGUAUAUUGAUAAGAAGAAGAUUAUUAAGAAUGUCACACAUAACUGUCCAACAUAUUUUAAAUAAGUUAAUUUUGUUUAAUAUAUUAUUCUUCAUAUUUAUGGGCACUUAGCUUACAUAAGAUGUAUGCUUUCAGUGUGUUUUAAACUUACGCAGCAUUGCUAAAGCAAUGACUAUUGUUAUUAUAAUAUAUUAAUUGGGAAGUACGGAGUACGGGUAGGAAAGUUAAACUAAAAAAUAUGGUUUUUCAGGGUAAUCUGUCGAACCAUUUUAAAUGUACAGAAAGUGAUUUAAAAAAAAAACUCGGAACCCUCUAAGUGAGACGUGCAUAAGUCGAGUAAUUAAUAGCAUUAAUAAAAUUAAGGAUUAACGUUGGAUAUAAUAGCAUAUGUAUGUAUAAAAAUUUUCCCAGUCCAAUAAACAAGUUAAAAACACAAGUUACUAUACAGCAGUUGGAUACUAUUAGAGCCUUGUAGUAGUAGUAUGUUUUAAAUACUCUGCAUGUGGCGUUUUUAAAAACAUUUGACAUAAGUAUUGACAACUAAUAACGCCGGCGGAUAAAGAAACAAUAUUUAAUUAUGAAAAUGGCGUACGUACUCAUGCUAUCUUGCUCUAAUCAUAGGCUUUUUAAUACUCCUUCCUUAUACAGGUUAUAUUGUAAGCCGAAUUUUCGAAAGUUGUAGAACAAAAGUUUCACAGAAUCAGAAUGACGUGCUGAGUCGCACAUCUUCGGGUUACUAUAUCACUUUUGCAACAUCCUGUAUAACAAGCGCCAUUUUGAAAUUGCUUCUUUAUUCACCGGCUUAUUCGCUUGCAUGUUACUAUAUUAUAAGUUCAUUUGUAAAUCGGGAAAAGUGCGAUGAACAAGAAUUUGUAACGUAUCCACAAUACACCAAUGUAAACAGUGUCCUUAUUAAAGAACUGCGAAUUGAAAAAUCGACUAUAAAUAAGAAUAAUAACGAUCGCGAAUGGAUUUGAUAAAUUAUCGCCCACUUUUGGGGCCGCUUAGUUAAUAAUUUAAUAUAGAGUUAGAAAAAGUUAAUAGAUAAUCCAAAUAUAAGUAUCGAAAAAAUGCUUAGUAAACUGGAUAAGUAUUUGGAAUGUUCUAUGAAGUAGUGGUAAAUAAGAUCUGUGUAUCGUUUAUAUUAGACGCUUAUUGACGUAAAUGUUUAAACCCAAAAUUGAGAAAAUAAGUAUACAUUAAUGUUUUUAAUUAUUCAUAAUCAGUCAAAACACAUAAUUUGUUAUUAUAGGCAUCCCCAGAGGACGCGACAGAUUUCAGGAAGUUGGAUCAUGUUUUAAUGGGUCUCAAUCAUGUAACGUGACUGAAAUAUCACACUACGGUUUUUGUUUUUAAUGUGCAGUCAUAUGACCACCAAACUAUGGUAUGACCAUCGAACAUCCAGUGAAAUUAAUAUAAGGAAUGCAUAUGAGUUUUUGUUACAAAGUAAGGGCUUAUAGAAUAUAUGUGACAAGGCCUAAUAGUGGAAAAUCAUUAAAAACGCAUGAUAAAACUUUACUUUUAACCCCUGACACAAAAGUAGGGUGUUAUAAGUUUUAAGAGUGUAUUUAUAUUAUAAUAUUUAUCGGUUCAUUAGGCCGUAGGCUCUAGCGUGUUACAAAGGGUAAUGUGAGAGAGAAUAGAUAUUUAGUUCGAAAUGUUCGAAAAUUAUAUUCAUGUCUAGCUAGGUAUGCCUAGAGCUUCUUUUUGUCCGGACAUUUUUAUUUCAUUGUACAUUAAUAGUAGAUAUACACCUACAUAAUUCGGUAGGCGUAUUGAUAAAGUAAUAUGUACCUACGUUGGAGUUUAAAAUAAAACACGCUGGAUAUGUUUAUUUAGAUAUUGCUCUCUGUCUAAGCGAGAGGAAAGUUAAUAAAAUGUCCACCAUUUUAUGUUUUAACUGUAAUAGUUACUAUAGUAAUAUUUUGGCAACAUCCUGUAAAGAGUCAUUUGUCUGAUGAGUUCACCAAAUAGACAGGAGUUAGACAAAAAAAUCGAAUAUUAUUUGAUGUAAGCCAAUUGGUAGAUGGCAGGUUGCCUAGAAAAAAAUAUGUAAAUAAUGUGAGCUAGGCAUACAAAUAUGUAAUAGGACGUUAAUAAAAACUAAACAAAUAUAUGUAUUUAAGUUAAUUGUGAUUAAUUUGUUAAAUAUGUAGGCAUCAGUGUACCUACUUAUAAAAUAAAUUGUUUUUAAACCUG
Molecule: messenger RNA, 4897 nt
Organism: Plutella xylostella (diamondback moth)
Lineage: Eukaryota; Metazoa; Arthropoda; Insecta; Lepidoptera; Plutellidae
Gene: Diap2
Product: Death-associated inhibitor of apoptosis 2
Biological process (GO): positive regulation of protein ubiquitination; regulation of cell cycle; negative regulation of apoptotic process
Cellular component (GO): cytoplasm; nucleus
Molecular function (GO): ubiquitin protein ligase activity; cysteine-type endopeptidase inhibitor activity involved in apoptotic process
Source: RefSeq, a predicted model, not a curated record